GGCUUUGAAACGGACUACUAACACACAGGGGCGUCAUCGACGAGUGCCCGUAGUCAUUUGGAAGGGAGACCCAUACUUUUUGGCUGCAUGUUAGGCUGCUUCAGUGAGAUACGUGUGAGUAGUUUGGACACAUUUUACAGAUGCUUUUAUUUACCUUUAAUCGACAAAACAGUGAUUUUUACAGAGCUCCCUAGAGAAAACGAUACUCUUUCUUAAAUUUGAUGGUACGUUAUAUCAAGAACAUUUUCUAUGUUCUCCAAAUCUUUAACAAACGCGAAAUAACGCUUAAUAACAGAACACUAUCACGUGCUAGACCUUGCAAUGCGCAAUUGACAAACGUCACAAAUUAUAGCGAUUUAAUUUGUAAAGUGACAAAAGAACAUACACUUUACAACUCAGUAAAUGAGUUAUCAUCUGGCCCACGUUUGCAUCAAAACCAUUUUACAGUAAUGUCGCAUACAAUGGAGUCGACAGAAAUGACGAGGGUGUCAGCGGUAAAUACCUCAAACACUUCAGUCAAUUCUACCACAGACGAGUUGAAAGAAACUUGUAAACGUAAGAGCGAAGAGAAGGAAGACCCAGAGAAAAGUAGUCGUGGAAAGAGACGACGAGGAGGUGGGAAGAAACAACUCCGUACAGGAGAGAGAUACAUUCCUCCCCCUCAAAAACGCAACCCCGGCGUAAGUUUCAGCAAAGAGCAUUUUGAUGAAACAACAUACUAUUUUGAAGGAGGUCUACGCAAAGUGCGCCCAUACUACUUCGACUUCAAAACGUACUGCAAGGGACGCUGGAUUGGGAAAACUCUUCUCGAGGUUUUCAGCAGUGAAUUCCGAGCUGAGCCGUUGGAGUACUACGUUAUGGCUUCCAAACUAGGACGCAUCCGACUCAAUGAAACCCCAAUGGAUGACCUCUCUGUAACACUCAGGAACAAUGACUUCCUAAGGAAUACAGUGCAUCGCCAUGAGCCACCUGUAGUUGGCCGGCCACUGGAGAUUUUGGAAGAUAAUGGGGAGGUUUUGGUAGUUGACAAGCCAGCCUCGAUGCCAGUUCAUCCUUGUGGGCGCUUCCGUCACAACACGGUCAUUUUCAUCCUGGGAAAGGAACGGGGCAUAUGUGGCCUUCACACUGUGCACCGGUUGGAUCGCCUAACAUCUGGGGUGCUGCUCUUCGCCCGGACUUUGGAAGUGUCCCAGAAACUGGAUGUGUUGGUGCGAGACAGACAGCUGGAGAAGGAGUAUGUCUGUCGAGUGGAAGGGGAGUUCCCAGAGGGUGAGAUCAUCUGUGAGGAGCCCAUCCUGGUGGUCUCCUUCAAGGUGGGACUGUGCAGAGUGCAUCCUAAAGGCAAGGAUUGCCGCACAGUCUUCCAAAGGCUCAGCUGGAACGGCCACUCCAGUGUAGUGCGUUGCCUCCCUCUCACUGGCCGCACUCACCAGAUUCGUGUCCACCUCCAGUUCCUGGGCUACCCCAUCCUCAACGACCCUGUCUAUGGCUCCUCUGCUUGGGGUCCCCAAAGGGCAAAGGGAGGCCUGAUGGGCAUGAGCGACGAUGAGCUUCUCAAAGCGAUUCUGGAGGAACAUCGUUUGAAGGAGAGUCUUCAUCUCCUAGACAUCCCAGAUGAGGUACUGGUACAAGUGAGCAAUGUGCAGACUGAUGCUCAGACACCUCAGCCAGAGCUGUUGCCACGUGUUUGCAAUUCUGUUUCAAGUAACUGUACACUGAGUGACGUAGAACAGAGUGCAAUUCAGGUCCACAGCAGUCCAGCCUUACCCGGUGCAGUACCCGGACCAGCUGAUGAAAAUGAUCAAACUGAGUCCACAGAAUCUUCUCACUUAGCUGCUACAAACACGAAAGACCCUCUGUGUAGCGAGUGUAAGAUUGUCCGUCCGGAUCCCACCGAGAAGGAGCUCAUCAUGUACCUCCAUGCGUUGCGCUAUAAAGGACCAGACUUUGAAUAUUCAACUCGCCUACCUGACUGGGCCAAGGAUGACUGGAUUGAAGACUAAGGCACUAUAGGGAUGUUGUACAACAGAAGUGCAGGCAGUGUACUAUGUGAUGUGCCCAAUAGGAUGUAAAAUAUCACUAUUGUUGUUUUGUUGAAGUGUCUUUGGACACUUGGUGAACCAAGCUCGGUUGUUAGUUCUAUGGCUCACGGUUCUGUAAAUCAUGAAUAAUUCUGUUUUUAAAUUGUAUAAUUCAUUUCCCUCUGACUCACGUUAAGGGAUAUAUUACUUUGGACCAUAUAUUUUCCAUUGGACUCUAAGCCAGGAAGAUGUUUAUCUAGGAUUUCUUUUCAGUAGCCCUUCUAAUUGAAAACCAAAUAAACAUUUUCAUAAAGUUGGACAAUGAAAUUUUAUUUUCAUGGCAUUGAAUAAAACAACCCAUUCUGCGGGAAAAAUA
Oncorhynchus kisutch (coho salmon) is the source of this 2397-nucleotide messenger RNA. RefSeq names its product RNA pseudouridine synthase domain containing 2 (gene rpusd2). Gene Ontology annotation, biological process: enzyme-directed rRNA pseudouridine synthesis. The record is from RefSeq and is a predicted model, not a curated record. Lineage: Eukaryota; Metazoa; Chordata; Actinopteri; Salmoniformes; Salmonidae. The transcript is spliced from 3 exons. The coding region runs from base 222 to 2003 and encodes 593 amino acids. Gene Ontology annotation, molecular function: pseudouridine synthase activity; RNA binding.